AUGACAUGGGAUGUUUACUUUGACGAAACUCCGCUUGAAACAUUCCGGAAGAGUCUGAACCUGCUGAUGAAGGAAGGUUCGGAAGAAGUUGAUCGGUUGAAACGAAGCUUUGAAUAUGGUCCUAGUAGGGUAAAACUCACACAACUACGGUGGGCACGAAAAACAUUCCUUGAAAUCUAUG
Molecule: messenger RNA, 181 nt
Organism: Ambispora gerdemannii
Lineage: Eukaryota; Fungi; Glomeromycota; Glomeromycetes; Archaeosporales; Ambisporaceae
Source: the annotation of a GenBank genome assembly